UCAGAAGACUCCUCCACAAAGAAUGAAGAUUGCCCAGAUCCACGAAGCAGGGACUGCACCUAGCAACGCACCCAUCGCCCCGCAGAAACACACUAUGGGGGCCGCUAUGUGCGCCCGCCCAGAUAGCCAGCGUCGAUUGGACGAUUGCAAUAAGGUAUCGGACGGUUGCGCGAGCCCUGGAUGCUCUUUCAGUGCGGCUGUGAGGUUUUGCGCCAGCUGUUCUUGCAUCUGCUCUUCGGAGGCUUCGAGUCCCAUGGCUUCGUAGGCUGAGGCGAUGGCAUUCAGCAGAUUCAAAAACAGAUUGCAGAUGAGUGUGCCGAUAGCACCGGCUCCUGGGUUGGCGCAAAGAAUGAUCACGACGUUGAUGGAGUCGAUGCUGUCGUUGAGGACGGAGAUGCCGCUCAGCACCGUGAUCAUCCUGACGAGCCACCGAGGAGGGUCGGGCCGGUAGAAGCGAGCGAUGAUGGGUGCCGUGGGAGACGGCCCUCGCGGGUCGCUGCCUGGGAGUCCACGCCCGAGUCGAUGAGAUGGGAGUAUUCGCCUAACUCCAUGUCGCCCGAGGGUGGCUUUUUGCGCUGCACCUGACCGGCCGCAAUGCACCAAAGUCGUCAGCAAAUUGCUCACACAAAGGCUUCUCCUGCGUACCAGUGUGGCAUUCAUUUGGGCGUACUCCAGGCACCAUUUGAGGACGAGCAGAGCCGUCGAGACAGAGGCAGAGGCGAGAAGGAGCCGCUUGCACAGGAGGGGGAUUGUGUACUGGGACGGCUCGUCGAUAAUCAUCUCCCAGAAGGAGAACCAGUCGGUCACUGCACAAUGUCAUAUGCAAUGGGGGCAGAGAGGGAGCAAUAUACAUCAUGAUGGGAGAGAGAUGAAGAUCCCUGCUGUUGCUUACGUGCCGCGAAGGCCCCCAGGAGGAUAAGCAUUAUGUUCUCUUCGAGGAAUUUCUGCAAUGAGACACUUCUGGGCCCUUGGCUGGACAAAACCGACGAUGCGAAGAUCCGUCCAUCAGCUGUUUCUGCACGCACUGCCCCAGCAAGGUCUUUCAAGUCGGCUCUCAAGGUUUUCUCUUCAUCCUCUAGCUCUUUUACGAUUUCCUCUUGUCGCUGUGGUCCCUUCUUCCACUGCAGAAAGACAAAGACAUCAUACCCACUUGUGUGAUCUAGGUUUCAAUUAUCUAGGUCUUUUCGUACGAAUUCUUGUCGCCAAGCAUUCUCCUUGCGAAUCAGUGCAUUGGACCGCAUCAGAAGGGCAGCGUAGCGUGCCUGAUUGGUGUGUCCGCCAUAGUCAUAGUAGUCGUCCGAAUGUCGAGCCCCAUUGGCUUUGAGGAGGACGGCGACAUCCUUCAGCUCAGGCUGUGUCACCUGCACAAACAUGGCACGCAGUCAGGCUUUCUUUAUGCUUAUCCCCCCACUCACCACUUCGUCGAGAGGCGCCACGACUAGGCCACCGACCAGCUGACGUGUGCCAAGAUUGGGGUCUGCUCCGGCUUCCAACAGCAGCUCCACAGUGUUGAAUAUCCGAGCAGCUUCAGCAUCCCACGGCAAGGGCCUGUCGCUGUCGGUCGCUGCCUCGGCCAUGACUGCGCGAUGUAGAGGCUCGCCACAUGACAUGUUUGGAUCUGCGCCACCGUCGAGAAGCUUCUUCACAGCCACCAAGGCAUCAACUGUCCCUUCUUGAUAGCCGCGGACGCCAGAGAAGCCGUACAUGGCCACUACCGCAUCGUGUCCGUUUCGAAUUUGAUCGAUGCUGUCGAUGAGCUUGGCAUGUUGGAGUCCCGUGAACUCUGUAAUCAGCUGACAACUCAAAAGUGCCACCGUCAGAAUGAUGUUGGCUAUUGGGAGCAGCUGCAGUUGAUAAGUGGGAUAGCGGAGGAAGAGAACAUUGCAUGUGAGGCCGAGAAGGCCUCCAACCCUCAU
Molecule: messenger RNA, 1916 nt
Organism: Vitrella brassicaformis
Lineage: Eukaryota; Vitrellaceae
Source: the annotation of a GenBank genome assembly